CUAGAAGCAUCUUUCAGUCACCAACGAUCGGAUACUAUCGUCGAAAAGAAACUUACAACACCGAUUUAAUUCGAGCCGAAAGCAUCCGAAGGGAAAUCUUACAAUAAAAACAAAAAUGUCGCAAAAUAGGCCCAAGACUGCCAAAACUGGCAGAGUGACAGAAAACAAAUGGGAGGAACAGACACAGGAGUCUCUGGGAAGUGGAGACGUUUUGACGGAGGACAACACCAAUGCGUCUCCCAAUGCGUCAAUUAUCGUUGAACAAGCUGAUUCAGCUGGCGGAUGUGCAAUACACGAUGAGAUAAGACCAGCAAAGGACGUGACUAUUUUUAAUGCCUACAAUAUGGGGCCUGCUUUUGGCAACAAGUUUCCUUGUCCAUACAUACGCUACAUACUGCAACGAGUGCUUACGGAGAGACUGACUAAUAAAACCUAUGCUGCUGCAGAUGCUGUCAAGUGGACCCGCGAAAUAGCCGACGAUAUCAAUAUGAAGAUGAAGAGACAGGGCCAGUACACACGUUACAAGCACGUGGUCAACGUAAUGCUCUAUCAGCAGAAUGGUGGUGGCUGUUUCUAUGGGGCUCGUGCUCUAUGGGAUCUACUCUCAGAUGAUUAUGUUACCCAAGUCUUUGACGGUGGUAACUUUGUUUGUAUUGCGAGCGUGUUUGGUUGUUAUACAUAUUAAUUUAGGCACAGAUGCAAUAAACAUUAAGAAGUAACGUA
This is a messenger RNA of Drosophila guanche, 723 nucleotides long. Its product is annotated as tctex1 domain-containing protein 2. The record is from RefSeq and is a predicted model, not a curated record. Gene Ontology annotation, biological process: microtubule-based movement. The transcript has a single exon. Bases 116 to 685 code for a protein of 189 amino acids. Gene Ontology annotation, molecular function: dynein intermediate chain binding. Lineage: Eukaryota; Metazoa; Arthropoda; Insecta; Diptera; Drosophilidae. Gene Ontology annotation, cellular component: cytoplasm; cytoplasmic dynein complex.